Molecule: messenger RNA, 196 nt
Organism: Cetraspora pellucida
Lineage: Eukaryota; Fungi; Glomeromycota; Glomeromycetes; Diversisporales; Gigasporaceae
Source: the annotation of a GenBank genome assembly
AUGCAACAUGAUUUGAGUAAUAUGAUAAAUAGAAUCAACGUUAGUAAUGACGAAUUGUAUAACAAUGAAUUAUACAAUAUAACGACUUCUGAAAGUACUUACCAUAAAAAAGUUCAAGCUAAUAUAGUGUUUUCUGGGUGGAAUAAUACGAUUAAUGAAAUCGAUGCCUUGUAUGAAAGUAACCAAAAUGAAUUUG